Messenger RNA from Chinchilla lanigera (long-tailed chinchilla), 1590 nucleotides. RefSeq names its product olfactory receptor 1G1-like. The record is from RefSeq and is a predicted model, not a curated record. Gene Ontology annotation, cellular component: membrane. Lineage: Eukaryota; Metazoa; Chordata; Mammalia; Rodentia; Chinchillidae. Gene Ontology annotation, molecular function: olfactory receptor activity; G protein-coupled receptor activity. The transcript has 7 exons. Gene Ontology annotation, biological process: G protein-coupled receptor signaling pathway. Bases 1 to 1590 code for a protein of 529 amino acids.
AUGGCGGAGGCCCGCAGCACGCAUCUGCAGAUGUCUCGGCGUUCCCACGGCUCUGUGAGGCCCACGUCGCAGACCUCAGGAUUCCCCUCGCCUGCCCUUGCCUCUUCGCCCAGGCUUUGUGCCCCCUCCGCAGUGCCGUUUCCUGGGGCCUCACGCUCCGUGCUCCUGGACCACAUUCCCGAUUGGCUGUGGUUCAACAAACCGUUUCCAGUGACAGACCCUGGGACUCGCUGGCACGGACGCAUCCCCACCGUGCCUGGCACUGUGCGUCCUUCCUCUCAGGAGUCAGCGGGCACCCUCAGCUCGAGGACAGGCGUGCGCGGGGCUCUGGGCCACGUGCUGCUUCCGCCACCACCCAGGAUCUUGUGCCGACCCUGGCACAGCUCUGGCCCCUCCAGAAUCGAUCUGUGUGCUUCCCUGCCCAGCUGCCCCUGCUUCACACAGAGCGGGAGCCCCGUCAACGUCACAGAGGAACUCUGUGGGGGACUCCACAAGGCUGAAGGACUCGAGCUGGACCGUUUACCGCCCUCCACUGUGAGCAUCAGGGACCGGCCCAAGUCUCUCAGGUCCAAGCUUCAGCUUGAGCUCCCUUAUCUCCUACUUCUCACCGUGUGGGCGGGCAACUCAUUAACUGAGAGGAUCCAGGACCAGGCAAGGCACCCGGAGGAGGAGCUGGUUUAUGACCAAGUACAGCUCCCGCCACACUGGACUGUGGAGAAGCCCCUGGAGCCAGGCAACAUGACCAGGGUCCAGCACUUCGUCCUCCUGGGCCUGUCCACCAGGCUGAGCACCAGGGACGCCCUCUUUGCCGUCUUCCUGGCCCUCUACCUGCUCACCCUCCUGGAGAACACGCUCAUCAUCUACCUCAUCUGCAGGCACACUGAGCUCCACAAGCCCAUGUACUUCUUCCUGGGCAACCUCAGCGGCCUGGAGAUGUGCUACGUUUCUGUGACCAUGCCCACACUGCUCGUGGGGCUGUGGACUGGGCCCUACCGUAUUUCCUUCAUGACCUGCAUGACCCAACUCUUCUUUUUCAUAACCCUCAUCGGAACAGAGUGCACCCUCCUGGCCGCCAUGGCCUAUGACCGCUACGUGGCCAUCUGCCGCCCACUGCACUACCCGCUUCUCAUGCGGCCCCAGGUCUGCCUGGGCCUGGCCCUCUCCUCCUGGCUGGGUGGCCUGCUGGUCUCAGCAGCAAAGACAAAAUGCAUCGCCAGCCUGACUUACUGUGGCCCCAACGUCCUCAACCACUUCUUCUGUGACGUCUCCCCUCUGCUCAACCUGUCCUGCACCCACGUGGCCCUCACGGAGCUGGUGGACUUCAUCUCCGCCAUCGUCAUCUUCUGUGGGACACUCCUGGUGGCCUUGGCCUCCUACUCGGCCAUCACCAUGGCUGUGCUCCGCAUGGCCAAGAGCAGCUCCCACCAGGGGGGCCUGAAGACGGUUGUGUUCCUGGGUAUACCCUCCGCUGGAUUGGAGCUGAACCCCCGGGCACUGGAGCCUCCUCCAGGUGAGAGGUCAGCAAGGGAGGAAGUGCCCACCACCCUUCUCCUGUCAGAGGAGGAGGCCAAGUACUGCUUUGGGCUGUAA